AAAGCCCUCAACCGCGACGUGCGCAGCUGAACCGGCCAUUGAUUCCCGUCCAUCGCAGCAUUCUGUCGGCACCGAACCCGUCCGCUGCGUGAAAAUGGCCCCGUCACUCAACACGCAGAGAAUAGACGCCGUCUUCCAGGCUCGGCCUGACAUCAUUGCCAGCAUCAGCCAAGCUGCAGACUCUCCCGGGCGAAUUGCCCUUUUCAACGAAAUCGCCGACCACGUCUACGAGCGGCUACAAGAGCAUGGAGAGCCGACACAGAAGCGGAGGAAGGUCGGCGCAGAGACGGGCGGCAGCCCAAGCAGUCAGGCGGCGCUGUCAAACGCAGCAGACGAGGCUGUUCUUUUGAGCAUUGCGGAGAUUUCGGUGUCGGUCCCUCAGAGGAAGAAGCUGGAGAUAUGCUUCACCUCAAACCACUUAUAUGCCAGAGCCCCUGGAACAACAGCUCCCCUGCAGGGCGCCAGCUACGCGUGGAGGGAUAUUGAAUAUGCAUUUUAUCUGCCCGUCCCUGACAAGGCUCAGGUUCAGCACAACUACAUCAUAUUCCCCAAGGGAACCUGUUUACCUUCCAAGACGGCUAAUCCACCAUCCGUGGAGCCGCUCGUCUUCACCGUUCCUGCAACUUCCCCAAAGCAAGGCACCAUUGGGGGGAGUGAGUCAGGGGCUGCUGCCGCAGUGUCAGAUAACUACAAGUCCCUGUUCCACUGGGCCAUGAACCAGCGGCUGCAGGCUGCAGGCACCGGCGUCAAGAUUGUCUCUGCCGACCCAAACAAAUUCCACAGCAUGAUUCGCCAGCCUCACCGGCCAAACGAGACGGCGGUCCAUAUUGGCGGCUUCAGGGGCUCAAAGGACGGCUACCUCUUCUUCCUCGAAAACGGCAUCUUCUGGGGCUUCAAGAAACCCCUCAUCUUUAUCCCCAUGAACCGCAUUGCCGCGAUUAGCUACACGAGCAUUCUGCAAAUUACGUUCAACAUGGUGGUCGAAGUCUUCACAGAGGAGGACGGCAAGACAGAGGAGCUCGAGUUUGGUAUGCUGGACCAGCAAAACUACGGCGGCAUCGACGACUACGUCAAAACCAACAGACUCCAGGACAGAAGCAUGGCUGAGCAAAGAAAAGCGAAGCUGCAGCUGGCUGAAAACAAGGGCCCUAAGAAGAAGGAUGGAGAAGGGGAAAAUGGCGACGCUGAUGCAGCCGAUGCAGCAGGCGAUGGCAUGACUGAGCUGGAGCGUGCACAGCUGGAGGCUGAACAACAGCUACAGGAUGAUGAAGACGAAGACGAGGAGGACUAUGAUCCUGGAAGUGAGGGGGAGAGUGAAGGCUCAGGCUCCGACGACGACGAUGAUGACGACGACGAUGAUGAUGAGGACGAUGAAGAGGAGGAUGACGAAGAGGACCCAGAAGGCGAAGAAGGAGAGGGUGGCGAGGAGGAAGAGGAAGAAGAAAAGCCCGUCGUCAAAGAACAGCCUCCAAAGCCUACCCCAAGGGCAAGCAGAGCAGCCAAACCAGCCAAACCAGCGGCAAAGCCCGCGGAACCAGUCAAAGCUGAGGAGCCCAGCAUACCUGUUCGAACAGGCUGGGCAGCUUUCACUUCCCGACCAGGCACAGACGUCGACAUGGCUGAUCAUGAUGAUGAAAAGUUUGAUGUGGUGGGAUAAAGGGGGAAGGGGAAAGUAUCUUGAGACCAGAAAAACAAAGGACACAUGUGUCUCCUCCUUAUAAGUGAAUGAAUAUUGGGGUGCAUGUUUGAGUUGGCGUUUGAAAAGUAAGAAAAAGGAUACUAGGUCGGCCAGGAGGUGCGGGCUUCAUGAUACUCAAGUUACCUCUGCAAGGCGUUGAACGUAGCAAGGCAGAUAUGAUGCUUGGGUGUAUAUAUUUGUGAGAGGCUUUAAAAGGCCAUCGCUGAUAAUAGAGACACAUAAUGACACAUCUC
Messenger RNA from Trichoderma asperellum CBS 433.97, 1932 nucleotides. RefSeq lists its product as uncharacterized. The record is from RefSeq and is a predicted model, not a curated record. Gene Ontology annotation, molecular function: histone binding; nucleosome binding. Lineage: Eukaryota; Fungi; Ascomycota; Sordariomycetes; Hypocreales; Hypocreaceae.